GAUGGCGCCGUUAAACACCACGCCUACCAACACGAAAGGUUUUCGUCCAAAAUGAAAUAAAAAUGAAUCAUUUUCGUUGAAGUAUAAUGGACAGUCAAAUCCUUCGUUUAGACAUUUUUGCCAUAUGAUUAGGUGACUGAAAAUCCGGUGAAACUCGCAGAUCUGAACCAGUGAUAGUGAAAAUAAGUGAUUUGGUUAGUGAGUGUGACGACCGCCUAGACCGCACCUAUCUCUGUUGUGUGUUUGUAGUGUAGUGAUAAAUCGUUAUCAUGGACAAAUAACAUAGAUUUUGAAAUAAUCUGGGUGUACUCGACACACACUUCAAAGAUGGCAGAUCGAUUCAUUUUAAGUUUGUUAGUGACUGCGUUUAGUUUAUCAUGCACGCUAGGAAAGGAAGCUUCAUCCCCCCCGUACAUCGUGAAACAGCCCCCAACCGACGAAGUCCUGUUCCAAGUCGAAAGCGGCGGCGAAACCGACAAGCCCUUCUACAUCGAAUGCGAAGCGAUAGGCGAACCUGCACCAAAAUACCGUUGGGUCAAAAACGGUAAACCCUUCCACUGGCAAACCUACGACGACCGCAUAUCGCAACAGCAAGGCCGUGGUACAUUAUCAAUUUCCAAACCGACCGAUGUCGACCUCGGCCAAUACCAAUGUUUCGCCGAAAACGAGCACGGAGUCGCCACCUCGAACUCCGUAUUCAUGCGAAAAGCCGAAUUGAACUCGUUCAAAACGACGCAACCGAUUUCACUAUCGGGGGAUGAGGGCGAACCCUUCAAACUGACGUGCGAACCACCCGAUGGUUGGCCGAAACCUAUAGUGCACUGGAUUUAUCUCUACACGAAUGGAGGAUUCAAAACGAUUAAUAGCUCGCGAAUGACGAUCGAUCCUGAAGGGAAUUUGUGGUUUUCGAAUUUGACGAGGGAUGAUGUCACCGAUAAUUUCAAGUAUGCGUGUGCGGCAACCUCACCCUUCAAACACGAAUACAAGUAUGGAAACAGCGUCUUGCUCAAUGUUGUCUCCACCGGAGUCUCCGCCGCCUCUAAUAAGCGGGAACCGGUGUUACAGUACGUCUCAAGGAAAAAUACUGUAGCCUAUUUGGGGAAACAACAAAAAUUGUAUUGCAUUUUCGGCGGGACUCCGCUGCCGCAGACCGUGUGGUACAAAGACGGCAAGCCGAUCCAGUCUUCGGACCGCAUAACUCAGGAUAAUUACGGCAAAUCGCUGGUUAUCCGAGUGGUGAACUUCGAAGACGAGGGUAAAUACACCUGCGAAGUGAGUAACGGAGUCGGCGAAGCGAAAUCGUAUUCGAUCGAUUUGAAAGUUUUCGCGAUUCCCUACUUUAUCGCUGAACCGGAGCGUCAAAACGCCGCCGAGGGCGAAACCGUCGAGUUUCGGUGCGAGGCCGGCGGUGUCCCCAAACCCGAAAUCAAGUGGAUUCAUAAUGGAAAACCGAUAAGUGAGGCACCACCCAAUCCGAGACGACGAGUCGAGAACAAUCGAAUCGUUAUCGAAAGACUUGUCGAAAGCGAUACCGGAAAUUACGGAUGUAACGCUACUAAUUCUUUGGGUUACGUGUACAAGGACGUCUACGUCAAUGUUCUCUCUCUAGCACCUGAGAUUCUCGAAGCUCCGACUGAUACCCAAGCAGUCGAUGGCCAAAAUGUCACUAUGAUUUGUAAGGUCUUAGGGGCGCCUAAACCCUCGAUUAAGUGGAGUUUGAACGAGCGGGAAUUGACAGGUGGACGCUACAUUGUCCAGCCAAACGGCGAUCUAAUCAUCAGAAACGUCCAGUUUGACGACAGGGGCAACUACACCUGUUUCGCCGAAAAUAAGUUCGGCAACGCCAGCGCCAAAGCGGCACUGCUCGUCAAAUCCCACACAUAUAUCACCGACGGUCCUGAGGACUACGAAGUGGCGGCGCACACUUCGGCCACCUUUAGGUGCAACGCAGUCAGCGACGAUUCGCUAGACUUGGAAAUAAUUUGGCUGAAAAACGACCAGCCUAUCGACCUAGAGGAGGAACCAAGAUUCGUGCGCUCGAGUGAUUAUUCGUUGACCAUUACUCAAACAAUUGAGUUAGAUUCAGGGACUUACACUUGCGUGGCUCGAACCGCGUUAGACGAAGCGUCUGCCAAAGCUCAACUUAUUGUUCAAGAUGUACCAAAUCCGCCCUCGAUGGAGGGAGUCGAGUGUCACGCUAAGGACGCCACCAUUCGGUGGAAGUCAAUGGGCGACAACCGGGCGCCAAUUUCGCACUAUAUCAUCGAAUAUAACACCACGUUCACUCCUGAAACGUGGACUGCGGCUUACAAUAACGUGCCAGCGACUGAUAUGAGCUACAAUGUUCCUAUGAGCCCAUGGACUAAUUACACUUUCCGAGUAAUUGCCGUUAACAAAAUCGGAAAAUCGUUACCUUCCACCCAUUCAGAUGUUUGCACAACUGAGCCAGAUGUGCCCUACAAGAACCCUGACGAUGUCAAGGGUGAAGGUGACAGACCCGAUAAUCUCAUUAUUUCGUGGACGCCAAUGCCAAAAAUCGAACAUAACGCCGACAAAUUCCAAUACCGCGUCUACUGGAGGCGUGACAUACCAGGGGAGCGUUACGAAAGCCGCGACAUUACCGACUGGAGGGUUAAACAAUUCGUUGUCGAUAAUCAACCCACGUUUCAACAAUAUCGCAUCAAAGUCGUUGCGAUGAACGAGAAGGGCGAAGCCAACGUCGCACCGAAGGAAGUUAUAGGCUAUUCAGGCGAAAACAUCCCCAUCGAAGCCCCCACGAACUUCACCCUUCUCCAAAUCCAAGGCCCCAAGACGGCGCUCCUUAGCUGGAACCCCGUUGACAAGAAGAGCGUCCAAGGCCACUUGAAAGGCUACAAAAUCAAAACAUGGAGCGACAUCUCGUCCCCAAUGCACAAUGAAAUCCAGGUCCAAGGCUCCGUUGCCAAAGCCCUCGUCGAUAACCUAGACCCCUACACAAUGAAUUACGCUCAAGUUUUUGUCUACAACGGCAAAUACAACGGCCCCCCGAGCGAAACGCUCAGUUUCAAGACACCAGAAGGCGUCCCCGAGGCUAUGUCCUACCUCGAGGCUUACCCCCUGGGGGCGUUCCGGCCGAACGAUGCCACGAAAACCGCCUCAUCCGCGUUUCUACUCACUUGGAAGAAACCGGAAAAACCGAACGGGAUGUUGACCGGUUACGAUAUUUACUACCGCCGGUUGGACGACAGUACUACCAAUAGUAAAAUCGCGAGGAAUCCCCAAAUCAGGGGCGGGGAUGUCCUCAGUGCGAAGUUAAGUGGGCUUGAACCCGAUACCAACUAUGUGAUUUACAUAGCGGCAAGGACAAGUGCCGGGCCAUCAAAGGAGUUUUAUAUUGAAAGAAGGACAAGUCCGUCUGGGGCUAGCACGCCCCCAGGAGUCCCGGACUUUGACUGGGAGACGGUCAAGGCCGACGAUGACGGGAAAGUCACCGUUAGGAUUCAAUGGAGGCCGGAUAAAACCGGAAAUCCCGGUUCGCACUUCAUUGUGAAGUACAAGAGAGAGGCGGAACCGAAUUAUGAAGAAGUCGAAGUCCUUAAUGAUGAUUUUGUUGAGAUUCCCGGGAUUGCCCCAAGGGAGAGUUAUGACUUUAAGGUGACUUCGGUCGAUGGUGACUAUUACGUUGAUAGUAAGGUCAAAACUAUCAAUAUUUACUCGGACGGGCCUUUAAUCAAGGCCAAUGAGAAUAUGGCGUCGGCAGGCUGGUUUAUUGGGAUGAUGCUUGCCAUUGCCAUUUUGUUGUUAAUUUUGAUCGUCGUUUGUAUUAUUAAGCGCAACCGGGGCGGGAAGUACGCCGUUCAUGAGCGGGAGCAAGCCAAUGGCCGGCACGAUUAUCCCGACGAGGGCGGUUUUCAUGAAUAUUCCCAACCGUUAGACAAUAAGUCACAUGGUAGAGCUUCAAUGAGCAGCGAACCUAAAGUAGGUCCAGAGAGUGAUACCGAUUCAAUGGCCGAAUACGGUGACGGAGACACAGGGCGUUUUACUGAAGACGGAUCUUUCAUAGGUCAAUACGUUCCAAGCAACAUGAAGCAGCUUGGCCCACCCUCUAUUACGGCAGGGGUUAACAAUAAUGCAUUGGCCACGUAUGUUUAAACGUGACCACUUACUCUAAACUAAUUCUUUAAACAUAUUUUUUGCUAGAGCAGUGUUGUGACAUUUUUUUAGAAUUUAUUUUGUGUACUUGAUAUGGAGAAAGAAUCGGAAAAAUUAAUUGACUCACUUAUUCGUGGAAGAUAUUAAUUUAUUGUUUGACAAUGUGUUCUGAUAUUUAUUUCGGGUAAAAAUUGAAUUCGUCCAUUUUAGGUUACGCAUAAUUUAAAAAUAAAAAUCAAAAUGAAUUUAAUGUAUAGUAAUAUAUUUUUGUUUUGCGUCACAAUUUGGAAACGAUAGGUACUGAAUGUUUGCAAAUUGUAACGUGCUGAUCUGUUAAGUACUGGAAUAAUUUGUGUAUCUUUAUGUAUUAUAUAGUUAAUUAUAGGAUCGUAUAUUUAUGAUGUUUUUCAUAUUAUUGCCCAAGGAAUUACGUUCUCAUAUAAUAUAUAAUGACUAUAAAUUUAUGACAUGUUUCACGCUUGAGAAAUAAUUAUUUGUAAGUUAGGUAAUAAACAUCAAAAUUGCUUUAAUCAUCAUUUCCUCGAAUUAGUUUUAUUCUUGACACUGCCUAAUUUAAGAGAUAUCAAGUGUGGCAUUAAUUUGGACUGUAUUAGGCGUACAAUAAGUAGUAUCCACACUAAGUUACUUUUUAUGAAUCCGAUCGAAUAAGUAGGCAUCACAGAGUUCAUACAAAGUGACUUGACCAAAACUUAUUGUACAUAACUCGUUUAGAACCUGCUUAUAUAAAAAUAAUUCAAAUUAAUCUAAGUAAAGUAAGUUAAGCUGAAAUAUUUUUUUUACGAUUUUCGUAGUUUGUAGUAUUUUGAAAAUUUACAUUGCAAUAAUUUACCAUUACGUAGAUUAUUGCCCUGUUAUUUUUUGUAUUAAGUUAAGAUUAAGGCUCAGGCCGAGAUAUCAUUAAAUUAUGAAAGAUUUUUCGUUUUUCUUUUUUUGUGAUCGAAAAUGAGACGUACAUUUUCUCAAAAAUGGGAACUUGACACUAAACAAUAAUACUGUGUCAAUUCGGCUUUCUGUAAAACAGGACAUGGGUGCUAGUAUCGUGGUUAUUAAUUUGUUGCAUGAUUGUUGCUUGUUAUGUUUCAAAUAACAGCUUCAUUUCUUCUCUUGUGAGGUAAAAUGGCUAAAUCACCAACUUACGAAAUGGUUUUCUUUGAGAGUUUUGUAGUUUGGCUUUUGUAAGUGUAAAAUAUAAAAUGUUUUGUCGCCGAGCACGAAUUCUUUUGAUAUAUUGGCAGAAUGAAUGCACUGUUGGAUAUUAGGUAAGAUAAUUCGAUAUAUUUAUUAUCAACUAUUAUAACUGCUUUACUAGUUGUUCUAUUAUAAGAUGAUUAUAGUAUUUUUUUAAUAUGUCUUGUACAAAAAGCAUCAAAAACAUUCAGUUGUGGUUUUGUAAUGGCAGCUGUAACUUUAUUGUAUUAUAAAUGGGAGUAAUUGUAAAUGUAUGCUUUCAAUUUUGUAAGCUGUAUAAAUUCGUAGUGUUCUUCCUUCGGUCUCAAUAGCCUCAUACUACAGAUAGUCCACUCGUAUACUAUAUAAACACUUGAUCGUUAUUAUUUUUAUACACUUUUUUAAACCAUUGUAAAUGCCUUCUAUUUACCCUGAGUUGUAAAUUUUUUAUAUGAUCCCUGUUUUACAAAAAUAUUGUCAUAAUUUUUGCACUUGAUAAAACUUUAAUGAAAAUA
Molecule: messenger RNA, 5834 nt
Organism: Tribolium castaneum (red flour beetle)
Lineage: Eukaryota; Metazoa; Arthropoda; Insecta; Coleoptera; Tenebrionidae
Gene: Nrg
Product: Neuroglian
Exons: 13
Coding region: 328-4131 (1267 amino acids)
Biological process (GO): brain development; axon guidance; cell-cell adhesion
Cellular component (GO): axon; plasma membrane
Molecular function (GO): cell-cell adhesion mediator activity
Source: RefSeq, a predicted model, not a curated record